Molecule: messenger RNA, 10215 nt
Organism: Argiope bruennichi
Lineage: Eukaryota; Metazoa; Arthropoda; Arachnida; Araneae; Araneidae
Product: DNA topoisomerase 2-alpha-like
Exons: 1
Coding region: 31-4728 (1565 amino acids)
Biological process (GO): DNA topological change; resolution of meiotic recombination intermediates; sister chromatid segregation
Cellular component (GO): nucleus
Molecular function (GO): DNA binding; DNA topoisomerase type II (double strand cut, ATP-hydrolyzing) activity; ATP binding
Source: RefSeq, a predicted model, not a curated record
UUUUGUUUUGUUUGGAAGGCCGCUGUAAACAUGGCUGAUUCCAUUGAAAUGGAUGGCGAUUGGGAGAUCGGAGAUAUUGCUGCAAAAGCUCCGAAAGGGAAUAAAAAGCUUUCGGUUGAAAGAAUUUAUCAGAAGAAAACUCAACUGGAGCACAUUUUGCUCCGACCUGAUACAUAUAUUGGAUCCGUCGAACCUGUCACUCAAACUAUGUGGGUAUACGAUGACGGUAUUGGAUUGGUAAAUAGAGAAGUUACUUAUGUUCCUGGUUUGUAUAAAAUAUUUGAUGAAAUUCUUGUGAAUGCAGCUGAUAAUAAGCAACGAGAUAAAAGUAUGGAUAUGAUAAAAAUUGAGAUUAAUCCAGAAAAAAAUAAAAUUUGUAUUUGGAAUAAUGGACGAGGCAUUCCAGUUGUUGAACACAAAGAUGAAAAAAUGUUUGUGCCAUCCUUGAUUUUUGGCCAUUUGCUAACAUCAUCGAAUUAUAAUGAUGAAGAACGUAAAGUCACUGGGGGUAGGAAUGGUUAUGGUGCAAAAUUGUGUAACAUUUUUAGUACUAAGUUUACAGUCGAAACAGCAUCCAAAGAAUACCACAAACAAUUUAAGCAGACUUGGAAGGAUAAUAUGACCAAAGCAGAAGAACCGAAGAUUCAGAGUUUUAAUGGUUCUGAUUUCACUUGUAUUACAUUUUAUCCAGACCUAGCAAAAUUUAAAAUGACAGUUCUUGACAAAGAUAUUGUUGCUAUAAUGACAAGGCGUGCUUAUGAUAUUGCUGGUUGUGCACGUGGUGUGAAAGUUAUCUUGAAUGACAAAAGGCUGCCUAUAAAGACUUUCAAAGAUUACAUUAGCCUUUAUUUAACUGAGAAAACUGAUGAAAAUGGAGAUCCAUUAAAAAUAGUUCAUGAAGCCGCAAAUGAACGAUGGGAAAUAGCCGUCACUCUGAGUAGCAGUGGUUAUCAGCAUGUAAGUUUUGUUAACAGUAUUGCCACCACUAAAGGUGGACGCCAUGUUGAUUAUAUAACUGAUCAGUUGACAUCUAAAAUUGCAGAAGUGAUAAAAAAGAAAAACAAGGGUGGUAAAGAUGUUAAACCUUUUCAAAUUAAAAGUCAUUUAUGGGUGUUUGUAAACUGUCUUAUAGAAAAUCCAACAUUUGAUUCUCAAACUAAAGAAAAUAUGACAUUGCAAAUAAAAAAUUUUGGUUCUAAAUGUCAGUUAUCUGAAAAGUUCGUCAAUCAAGCUAUGAAAUGUGGUGUUGUUGAAUCUAUCAUGUCUUGGAUAAGAUUUAAAGCACAGACUGAACUUGAGAAAAAGUGUAGUGGGAAAAAACAUACCAAACUAAGAGGUAUUCCGAAACUGGAAGAUGCCAAUGAUGCUGGUACAAGGAAUUCUAUUGACUGUACUUUGAUUUUAACUGAGGGAGAUUCAGCUAAAUCUUUGGCUGUAUCUGGACUGGGAGUUGUAGGCAGAGACAAAUAUGGAGUGUUUCCUUUAAAAGGUAAGAUUUUAAAUGUUCGAGAAGCUUCUCACAAACAAAUUUUGGAGAAUGCAGAAAUAAAUAAUAUAAUCAAAAUCAUGGGAUUGCAGUAUAAGAAGAAAUAUGAAUCUGUAGAUGAUUUGAAGACAUUAAGAUAUGGCCGACUGAUGAUUAUGACAGAUCAGGAUCAAGAUGGUUCUCAUAUAAAAGGUCUGUUAAUUAAUUUCAUCCACCACAACUGGCCAAGUUUAUUGCGAUUACCAUUUCUUGAAGAAUUUAUAACUCCUAUUGUCAAAGCCACAAAAGGAAAAGAAGAAAAAUGCUUCUACAGUCUUCCUGAGUUUGAAGAAUGGAAGACUGAAACUCCAAACUGGAAUAAGUACAAGGUAAAGUAUUACAAAGGUUUGGGUACAAGCACAGCGAAGGAAGCUAAAGAAUACUUUUCAGACAUGAAACGACAUCGCAUUCGAUUCCACUAUACUGGUACUGAAGAUGAUAAUGCCAUUCAAUUGGCAUUUAGCAAAAAGAUGGUAGAUAUGCGUAAAGAAUGGCUGACAAAUGGCAUGGAAGAAAGGAAACGCAGGAGAGAAUUAGGUUUGCCUGAACUGUAUUUGUAUGGCAAAGAUACAACUGCAGUAACUUACAAUGAUUUUGUUAACAAAGAAUUGAUUCUGUUUAGUAACAUGGAUAAUGAAAGAUCUAUUCCAUCAGCUGUUGAUGGCUUCAAACCUGGCCAGCGUAAAGUUCUUUUUACUUGCUUGAAGAGGAAUGAUAAGCGAGAAGUCAAAGUUGCCCAAUUAGUAGGGUCAGUUGCUGAACAGUCUGCCUACCAUCAUGGCGAACAAGCAUUGGCUGGAACAAUUAUUGGUUUAGCUCAAGAUUUUGUUGGUAGCAAUAAUAUCAAUGUGUUGUUGCCUGUAGGACAAUUUGGUACUCGUCUACAAGGAGGCAAAGAUGCUGCAAGUCCGAGAUACAUUUUCACUAUGUUAAGUCCAGUUACAAAGCAUCUUUUCUCAAGUUUUGAUUCACCUCUUCUGAAUCAUUUGUAUGAUGACAAUUUAAAGAUUGAACCAGAAUAUUACGUCCCUAUUAUUCCCAUGGUUCUUGUAAAUGGAGCUGAAGGUAUUGGUACUGGUUGGAGUACCAAGGUACCAAACUACAAUCCUAGAGAUCUUGUGAAAAAUAUUUAUCGCCUACUUGAUGGUGAAGAGCCUUUACCAAUGAAUCCUUGGUAUAAGAAUUUUAGAGGUCAGAUUGAUCGCUUAGAUGAUCAACAUUUUUUGGUAAGUGGAGAAAUUGCCAUACUGGAAGAUAAUAAAAUUGAAAUCACUGAACUACCUAUACGUACUUGGACACAGACAUAUAAAGAAAAUGUUUUGGAGCCAAUGGUUCAUGGAACAGACAAGACACCUGCUUUUAUUACAGACUACAAAGAGUACCAUACUGAUACCACUGUUAGAUUUGUCAUUAAAAUGACACCAGAUAAAUUUCAACAAGCUCGAAAUCAAGGAUUACAUAAAGCAUUCAAGUUGCAAACUUCUAUAUCUUUGUCUAGUAUGGUGUUAUUUGAUCAUUUAGGCUGCUUGCGCAAGUAUGAUUCUCCAGAACAGAUUUUAAAGGAAUUUUAUGAAGUUCGUUUUGCUUUAUAUGAAAAAAGGAAGGAUUAUAUGGUGGGUGCAUUGGAAGCUGAAUCUUUAAAGCUUAAGAACCAGGCAAGAUUUAUCAUAGAAAAGUGUGAUAAUAAAAUAUCUGUUGAGAAUCGUAGAAAGGCUGAAAUGAUUAAGCUUUUACAGGAUCGUGGAUAUGAUUCUGACCCUUUGAAAGCAUGGAAAGAGUCUCAGAAGAAUAUUGAUGAAGAAAAGGUUGAUGAGGAGUCUGAUACAGAGAAAGAAGACUCAUCAUCUGGGCCAGAUUAUGAUUAUUUAUUAGGUAUGACUUUAUGGAGUUUGACUCGAGAGAAAAAAGAUGAAUUGCUAAAGAAACGAGAUGAGAAAAUAAAGGAGUUAAAUGAUUUGAAAUCUAAAUCUGCUUCUGACCUGUGGCGAAAUGAUUUAAAAGAAUUUUUAGAGGAGCUGGAUAAAUUUGAAAAGGAGCAACAAGAGGAUGAAUCUGGUCACUCGAAGUUAAAGAAAAAGACUGUAGGAAAAAAGAAAUAUACUGAUGAAGAUAAACCAUCACCUUUUGGAGAGAGAGUGAAUCCACCUGUUGAUGAGGAGUUCAAAAAGAAGUGGGAGAAGAAGCCUAGUGUUCCUGGUGAAGGCAGAAAAGGUCGUAAAAAGAAACUUCCCGACAUCAAAGAAGAAGAUGGAGAUGAUAAUAAAGAAGUCUCUCUUUCAGAAAGAGUAGUAAGUACCACACCAGAGAAAAAACAGAAAGGGAAAGGUACUAAAAAUGGUACAAAACAAGCAGCUUUAUCUUUCAAAACAAUUGGAGAGAAGAAAGGAGCUACUAAAAGCCCCAAAAAGUCUAAAAGAAAUCCAUGGUCAGAUUCUGAAUCAAAUGAUGACAUUUCUGAUUUGUCUGACAUGGAUGAUAAGCCAGAAGAUUAUAUUCCUGCUGAAAAGAGAGAAAUGGCUCCUAGAAGAGCAGCUGCGAAAACCAAAUAUAAUUUUGAUAGUGAUGACAAUGAUAUGAAUAGUAAUAGUGACAAUGAAAGUAGAGAACCAUCACCUGUACCUGCAUCUAUUAAUCAUAGAAAUCAGGAUGUUGAAGAGAAACUGAAUGGUAAUGUUUCUUCUGAUCUUUCUGAUGUCGAGAGCAAUCCACUUCCACCUUUGAAUUCUAAGGGACAAUCUAAUAAUGAUUUAUUUGACUCAUUGCUAGGAAAUAAAGCUUCAGAAGAAAGUCCAGAAAAAUCAACCGAAAUUCGCAAAAAUGUCGAUUCCGACAGUGAUUCUAGUUCUGGAUUUAAAAUUGAAGUGGAAAAACCAGCACCGAAAGCUGCUCCCAAAAAACGAGCACGAAAAGCUAGUGAUGAAAGUUCAGAUGAUGACUUCAAACCAAAACCCAAGAAAGAGGCAAAAGCAAAGAAACCUGCAGCUCCUAGAAAGAAAUCUGCUCCGAAGGAAGGUGGUGGUGUUGCUAAGAAGCCUAGCAAACCAAAGGCCAAGCCAAAGAAAAAAUCUGGCUCAGAUGAUGACUUUGGAGCAUCAGAUAAUGAUGAUGCUCCUGAAUCGCAACCUGCACGUCAGCCUCGUGCUGGACGAACAAAAGCACCAACUAAAUUCACCUUUGAUUCAGAUUCUGAUGAUGAUUUUUAAUUUCAUCUCAUUAUAGAAAACAUCAAUUAAGGGAAGAAAAAAAUAGAUUUUCAACUACUGAAAAAAAAUUGCACAAUUGAUUUAAUUAUGCAAGAAAUUUCACAUUUUAAUCGAACAGAUUUUGGUUUUUAUGUACAACGUCAUUAUGUGUAAAUUUAUAUUUAAUUCAUAUUAUUUUAUUAACACUCUUCUCACUGCUGUUAUAUUUUACUAGACAUUUUAAGUAAUGAAAAUCAUUAUUUUGUAUUUAUAAUCUUGGAAGAUUCUGCUUUGUGUGGUUGGGAAGAGCUGGACUUUUACCUUAUUGUAAGUACCCGAACGUUAUUUAUUCUUAACAUGUUUUGUUAUAUGUUUUAUUGUUCAAGGACAAAGAUUUGAUGAAGUAUACAAGUGCUUACUUUUUUUUAAACUGCCUUGUUGUUAUGCAUUUUAUUUUAUUUGAAUUCUCAUGAAAUCUUACCAAUCAUUGGAUGCUGACGAGGUCAGUCUAAGUUUAUAUGUGUCGUGAAGAAAUGUGAAUCAUUCAGUAAAGAUAUCAUCUUAGAGAAUUAUCAUAUAAGAUUUUUUUAAACUGAAAUUUUAGAAUUUUUCUUUUGAAGUAUCAUUUUUAAUUCAAUUCACAAAUGCUGCAUUUUCAAUGUGGUAAUAAUCGUGCCAUUUAAAAAUGGCUUUGUUUGUAAAAAUGGCCUUACAUGUUAUUUAAAAUAAGCAAUAAUAUAAGAAAAUGUUAUAAUGACAAUGAACAAUUUAAUUUUGAAUGCAUGAUGGAAUAUAUCUAUUUAUAUGUGGCUUAUUAAUACAAGUAUAUUAUUAUAUUUCACAUAUUGUUAUUAGAAUUAUAUUUGUUUCCAGCAGAGAAUCGAAUUUAUUUGCUGUGGCUAAAUGUGAUUUAUCUGUGUUUAAUUUGUUAAUUAAUUGAAUGUGGUUUAAUUGCCAAACUCUAAUUAUUUAACGGCAAUAAAUUGCCAAAAUACGGCAGCCUAACUAUAUAUAUAUAUAUAUAUAUAUAUAUAUAACUAAUAACUAUAUAUUUGGUGAAUCUUCUUUUUAGCAGAGUUCAUUCUGUACCAUACUCUUUAAUUUAUCCUGAUAAAUUUUAAACAUGUCAGAAUUUAAUUUCUGAAAUUAUGGAAAAUAUCUUUUUGAUGGUACUUGUUUAGUAAUACUUCACUACUCAUUAGUACAAGAAAUACUAACAUCUGUUUCUUAUAAACUUAGUUGCCUUGUAAUUGAAAUUUGUAGACUUAAAUGCAUUAAAAUAAUAAAGAUAUUCACAAAAAUUUUUAUGAGAGAAAAAGCUUUGAAUAUUUAUAAAUAGAUUUUUCUAAUCUCUAUUUUUUUUAAAUUUAAAUUUUUAUUUUAUGAAUUUAGAUUUUAUAGCUGUGACUAGAUCUGUUGAAUAUUAAGAUAAUAUUAAGUUCCCUUUAAUGCAAUUUAUUGGUAUCCUAUAAAUUCUUAAUAACAGCAGUUUAUUUUACACAAGGAUUGCAUAACAUUUGGUGAAUUUUUAUUAUAAAAAUCUGAUUUUAUGUUAUUUGAGAAAGUUUUUGAUCUUUUUUUUAUUCAUGUGUUGAUUUUAUAUUAAUAUUAAAAUAUCUGAAAAUUAUUUAUUGACUUAUGAUCAUUUGUUCUAUUUAUUAUUAUUUUUAUUUUUAUUAUUAUUAUUUGUUACAAUUUCAUACAUGCUGAAAAAUUUUAUCAACUGAAGUAAUUUAAUUGUUAAUUGAUAUUUUUUAUGUCCAUUUAAAGGUAUUUUCUUCUUUUUAUUUAUUACAAUUUCAUGGGUAUUAAAUUGUAUGCAAUUUACUUUUCUGUAAUACUUAUCCUGUAUUGCGAUUCAUAUAUACACAUCAAUUGUAUUUCACUGCUAUAACUCAAAAUUUAAAAUAUCCUAAGAAAAGCAUUCUUUUCUGUUUCAAAAAGAAGUCUUAUUUUGGAUAACUGAAAUCGAAAAUAUUGCUAAUGUAACAAUAUUGGAUAACUUUUUAAUUAUAAAUGUUAGCUCUAGCAUUCAGUGCUUGAAGACAUGAAAAUUAUUAGUAAGAUAUUGUAGUUAAGGCUAAAUUUAGCAGGUUUCAGCCUGGAGUUUUACUAACAAGAAAGUACUAAUAUUGCAUUUUAAUAUCUUGCAUUUUGUUACUAAAUUAGAAAAAAGUUUGAUUUUAUUUUGAAAUACCUUUCAUAAGAAAUAUAGGAAUUGUCAUUAACUUACAAGAUUUGUUUUUCAAAUAAUUAAAUAUAUUAUAUUUACAUGAUUUUGAUAUUUAUGUUGGUUUUUUAUUUAUUAUUUCUUGAGUUAUUAUUGAAUUAAUAUAUAUUAUUCAAAUUAUUUUUAUUAAUGUAUUUAAAAGCAAUAAACUGUGAUUUGCUUACAUUUUUCUCUGAAAUAAAUAAAGCCUGACUUUGACACGUUAGUUGGUAUGACAUAAAAAUUUACAAUAUCAAAUAAAUUCAUUUUGCUAUUAGGACAUUGAAUUGAGUCAAAGUUUCCUAAAAGUGGCUCUGUUUGCUCCUUACUAAACAAAAUUUGACUAAAUUGAAGUUUAUCAAUAAUGAAAAGAAGGGAGGAAAAUAUUUUGAGAUCAAUGUGUUUUUAUUAUAACUCUAUUAUUACAAUAUAAUCCAUUUUUUAUUUCAUGCAAUUUUAUCUCUCAGCAAAUGUUCAUGUCGGCCUUCAAAUUGUCAUAGUCAUGUUGUGUAUUCAAUCAAUGAGUAGAUUUCAAUACCUACUCACUUUUGAAAUACUUCCCCUUUGAAGUGUAUUUUUUAUUUAAAUAUUUAUUUCAAAGUAUCUUUCAGUUUUAAAGUUAUAUUGAAAUCUGAUAGUCUUUCUCAUUCAUGAAUUUUGUCAGUUGUUAAUAAAAUUAAUACUUUAUUUUUUUAAAGUAUUCAGCUGUUUUAGUUAAAUAAAACCUAAUAUAUGCCUGAUGAUAGUAAUUUUGAAUUAUUCAAGCAUUAAUUAAAAAUUAUGCACAUAAUUAAGUUUUGUGUCUGGAGUCUUAAAAAAAUUUUUUUUGUUGCAUGCCUGCUUACUAUUAUUGUACUCUAGUUAAGAUGCUGUUUUUUAAGUAUUUAAUUAUCAGUUUCUUUUGAAAGAUUUGAUACGAAAUAAGAUUUUAUUUAAAAAUCUUGAAUAAUUAAAAAGCACACUUCAAAGGUUCAAUUUAUUGCUCAUAUAUAUAAAAUCUGCAGAGCCAAGUGCAAAACAUAUAAUUUUUAAAUGUUUCCUAAAUAUAUAAAUAAUAUUGCAAAUAUAAUUUUGUCAAUGCAUACCUGAAAAGAAGGAACUGUUGGAGUAAAAUUCAAUAUAAUUUACACAAGAAAGAUUGUUGAUACGACACAUCACUUUAGUUUACGACAAAAGAGCAAAAUGACCAAAAAAAAAUUUCCCUUCAGGGAUUUUACCAAGAGAUAGAUUUCUUUGACAUGUGCUGACUUAGGAAAAGAAAUCUUAGGGAUCUUUGAAAUGAAUAUGUAGUGUUAGGAAUUUUUAUGCCUUAGCUUGUGGUGUUGGAAACAAAAGAGUCGGCAAUUUUUUAGAGUGUGUAUUAGAAAUAAUUAAAAAUGAAAGUGGGAUUUGAAUAAGAGAAUUUUAUAAUGAAAUAGCAUGGGCUAAUUUAAGAUAAAAAUUAGGAACUUAUCUCUUAAUUUAGUUUAAAUUCAAAUAAUCAUUGCACAUAUGUGUAUUUUUCGAAAAAGAAAAGAUUAUGCAAUACCUUUAAAAAUUAAACAGAUUUUUUUUUUCAAAAUUUUUUGAAUUAUUGAUAGAAUCUGUUGAGUUUAUGAAAAAUUGUAUUAAAUUAUUAAAAAAAUUAUCAGAAAGACUGGUUUGCAAAUACUAAUUAAAAACUAUUAUAAAUCAAUAACUUUUCAGAAUUUCCAAGUACUAUGAACUCCUAUGUAAUAUGAAUUCAUAUAAUAAAGCAAAUAUAUAUAUAUAUAAUAUGAUUAGUUCUCAUACAGUACAAAAGGCAAUCAAAUAUUAUGCAUAAGAAAUUUAAUUAUUUUCCUGAUUAUUUAUUUAUAUAUUUAGAAAAGCAGAUGUAUGUACUUAACUGUUCUUUAUAGAUGAAUAGUGAAACUGACUAUUUUUUAAAAGAAGUAAUAUCUCACUAGGAAUAUAUGCAUUUACCAAUUAAAGAUGUUUAAAUUUGCAUAAUUUAUUUCAGUAAUACAUGUCUUGUUUAAUAUGAUUUCCAUUAUGUGGUAUAUACCUUCUACAUUGUAUGAGAAUCCAAUGUAUGAAAGUUUUGUAUGAAUAGUUCAGGAUUACCAUAUUUGCAUAUACUAUAUAUAUAUACGAGUAAAACGUUAUUUACAGGAAUUGUAUGUAUGCUUUUAUUAAAUACUUCUUCACUAUAACUAGCCUUGAGAUUUUUGAAAUUACCCCCCCCCCCCCCCCGCCUGCUUUAAUUCAAUUUUUUUACCGUAAAUGUACAUUUAAAAAAAAAAAUGAAUUACAAUUUUUAAGCAAUAGAACAUCUGGAGAAUAUUUAAAAUGACAGAAGUAAUGGCACAGUUAAUCAACAUUAUCUACAUUUUUUAUGCUUCAAGAUGAAGUGAGAACCUGUUUACUUACACGGCAAAUUUUUAUCCUCGUAUCCAGGCAUGGAGGGAUGAAGAUAUUAGUAAUUAUACAUGUCUUCAUGAGACUAAUGACCUCCACUGUCAGAUGAUGUGGGGAAAAUCUAAUUAAAUAUCAUUACAUUUCUUAAUCUCAAGCUCAAAAUUGAGGUUGAAUCUGAAUUUUGAUUAUAUAUUUUAUUCUACAGAUGCAGUUGUGAAUUAUAGAUUUCCCCUUCUGAUUACAGUAACUGCAAAUGACGUUUUAUUCAUUAAUAUUGUGUUUGCAAAACUUCUAAUAAAUAAUAUCCUUUAACAUGCAUAUGUAAAAAAAAGAAACAUUCUUGUUUUCUUCAGUGAAAAUAUUUAUCUGAUUCUUAUUGGUUUUAUUUAGUUGUUAAAAAAUAGUUAUAUUUUCUUUAUACAAUUAUAUUUAUGACUCCAGUUUAUAUAUCAUAAUUUGUACAUAUGUCAUUUGACCUUAAAAGACGUUUUUCAUGUAUUGUCAUAGAAUUCAUUCCAUGCUAUUAAAAAAAAAUUUCAGUUUGCUUUACUUAUUUGCAACAAUGUUUUAAACGUUUCAAGCUAAGAAUGCAUACUUGUUUUGAACUUUAACAUGCAUAAUCUGUAGUUUUUAAAAAAAGCCAUUUUAACAAUGAAGUGUACAGCCAUACAUGACUAAUAUUAUAAGUUUUGUGAUUGUGACUGUACUAUUGUGAAUGUAUGUUUUAGAUGUUCUGAGAUAACAAUUAGAUGUCAGCAAUAUUACAACUUUUUAUAUGAUAAAUGCUACUUGAAACAAUGAAAGUGUUUUCUGUCAUUAUCAUUCAUAUCAUAAACUAUUUAACAUUUUAAAUGCGUCAUUCCGAGAUAUUAUAUGCAUUUGAAUGGUGACUGUAAGUUAUUUGAAAUUAAAAACUGGUG